This is a messenger RNA of Pelobates cultripes (western spadefoot toad), 919 nucleotides long. Lineage: Eukaryota; Metazoa; Chordata; Amphibia; Anura; Pelobatidae. The record is from the annotation of a GenBank genome assembly.
AUGCAACCGGGAGCGGAGCUAGCCAGCAAGCUGAGCGGUUGCAAGCACUCUGAGCGACGGGAAACCGACUCUCUAUACACCCUCUACGGAGACAGAAAAUACCCCACUGAGGUACCACGCACCAGGAGAGAUCAUGGCGAAACAUUCCUGUAAAACUCGGUGUCCAAGCGAGGGUCAAACCUGAGAUAUCGGCCUCAUGCUCUCAUAACCGAGUAGGCCUAAGAUAGCGGACCUGCUCCCUGACCCACCAUGCGGCUCCGACUCGGCCUUGGAAGACAAGGAUCAGGACCUGCCAGACCUUCUGUCACAACCCCGCAACGGCAAAGUCACUUAUCAGAAGCAGCCUGACCCACAGUGGGCUACAAGAACCGAUAUCCACACAAUGGUAAUGGACAUUAAAACAUUCUUUACCUCUGAAAUGGCGACAUUAAAAGUUGACAUCGGCAUGCUAGCAGGGAAGAUUAAAGCUGCGGAGGAUACCGUCCAAAGUCUUGGACUUAAACAACAAUCCGCUGAUACUCACCUACAGGAGGUGUCAAACACCUGUGCAGCGCUAAGUGCUAAGGUGGAACACCUGGAAGACUUGGCAUGCCAGCGCAACCUGAAAAUUCAGGGUAUCCCUGAUGCCAUUGAUGAUGGAGAACUACCCCACUAUUUAAGAAGACUGUUUGCAGCAGCCUUGACUCCCAAGCAAGCUAAAGGGUUGCAGCACAAUGGACUAUACAGACUACCAGGAGGCCCUAGGAACAAGGAUCAGACUCCCAGGGAUGUGAUUCUAGGCUUCAAGUCACAAUCUGACAAGGACACCAUCCUCUCACAGGUCAAAGGUUACGCACUAUUUAUGUUUGAGCAACAUGCUUUGAGCUUCUAUCAUGACCUCAGCAGAGCAACGCUGCAAUGGCGUACUACAUUUAAGUAG